UACUAUCAAGUUCUGGCUUUAAUGUUUGCUGUAGAAGAGGUCAACAGGAACCCCAAUCUAUUACCCAAUAGGACCCUGGGAUUCCACAUCUACAAUGCCUAUCACAAUGAUGACAAGAUCUUAGAAAGUUCCCUGAUGUGGCUGUCAGGCCAGGCACAGACCAUUCCCAAUUACAACUGUGAGAGGCAGGCCAAGUCUGUGGUGGUCAUUGGAGGAGCCAAUUCUGCAUUGACUGUCUCCAUGGGAACCCUACUUGAGCUCUAUAAAUUCCCACAGAUCAGCUAUGGUCUCUUUGAUCCACUCUUGAAUGACCCAGCCCAGUUUCCUUCUGUCUAUCAGAUGGCAACAAGUGACACCUCUCUUUCCCUUGGAAUGGUCAGAUUGAUGGUGCAUUUUGAAUGGACCUGGGUGGGACUAGUCACCUCAGAUGACGCAAUAGGUGACAAAUUCCUCAGAGACAUGAAAGAAGAAAUGGUCAGGAAUUACAUCUGUGUGGCCAUUACACAGAAGAUUAGCAUUGGCCAGUCAAUGGAUAUUGACACACAUCGACUGUUUUUGUGGAAGAUAUUCAAAUCUAGAGUUAAUGUGAUUGUCAUUUAUGGAGAUAUAGAUUCACUGCUGAGUGUGAAGUUUCGAGAGGAGCCUUAUUUCUUACCAAAAAUAUUAUGGAUCACCACCAGGGACUCAGAUAUUACCAAAAAACCUGGUUCCGUGUAUUUUGACAAUUUCCAUGGGGCUCUGAUAUUCUCCACUAAGACAAGUCAGAUGCCUGGUUUUCAACACUUUCUGAAAACCAUUAACCCUCUCAACUAUCCAGAUGAUAUUUUCCUUGAGCAAUUCUGGGUCACAGCUUUUGGAUGCACAUCUAAUCACAGAAAGGGGGAUGGAAGUGUCUGUUCACAAAAUGCUUCCUUGGACACAUUAAGUUUGAGCUACUUAGAUGAAAUUAUGUCAUACCAAAGUUAUACUGUCUACAAUGCUGUAUAUUCUGUGGCCUGGGCCCUUCAUGAAAUGUUGUUGGUGAGAUCAGAAAUAGAAACCAAAAUACAUGGUGGCAACCAGAUCAUUCAUCCCUGGAAGCUCCACUCCUUUCUGAAGAACAUCCAGUUUAACAACAGUGCUGGGAACCAGGUGGUCUUGGAGAAGAAGAGGAAAUCUAUGACAAACUAUGAUAUUCUCAACUAUGUGACCUUUCCUAAUGACACUGAUGUUCUGGUGAAAGUGGGAGAGUUUAUUCCUCAGACUCCUCCUGUUCAAGACUUCACCAUCCAAGAGAAGGCAAUUGUGUGGCACAGGUGGUGGAAAGAGGCAAUUCCCCAAAGAUGCAGUAGAAUUUGUCGCCCUGGAUUCCACAAAAAAGUCCAGGAGGGAAAACCUAUUUGCUGUUUUGACUGUGUUCCCUGCCCUGAGGGCCAGAUUUCCAACCACACUGGUAAUGAGCAAUGCAUGAAAUGUCCAGAAGAUCAAUAUCCAAAUAGAGAGAGGAUUUAUUGUCUACCAAAACUGGUGAUAUUUCUGGACUAUGAAGAACCCAUGGGGAAGACCUUGGCCUCCAUAGCUGUUUGCUUCUCUCUCCUUACAGUUCUGGUUCUCUGGGUCUUUGUGAAGCACAAAGAUACUCCCAUAGUCAAAGCCAAUAAUCGAGAUCUCAGCUACACUCUCCUCAUCUCCCUUUCCCUCUGCUUCCUUUGCUCCCUGCUCUUCAUUGGCCCUCCCACUCCAACAAAUUGUCUCCUCAGACAAACAACAUUUGGAGUCAUGUUCACAGUGGCCAUCUCCUCUAUUUUGGCCAAAACAAUUACUGUGGUUCUGGCCUUCAGAGCUACAAGACCAGGCAGCAGGAGCAGAAGAUGGGUGGGAUCCAAAGCACCCAUCUCUCUUGUUGUCUUUUGUACCUUCAUUCAAGUCAUGCUCUGUGCAAUCUGGCUCUUUCUCUCUCCCCCAUUCCCUGAUGCAGACACACACUCUGACCCUGAGCACAUCAUCCUUGAGUGCAAUGAGGGCUCUCUCAUUGCCUUCUACUUUGUCCUGGGCUACAUAGCACUCUUGGCCCUGGGGAGCUUCACUGUGGCUUUUCUAGCCAGAAACCUCCCUGAUACCUUCAAUGAAGCCAAGUUUAUCACCUUCAGCAUGCUUGUGUUCUGCAGUGUCUGGAUUUCCUUCCUGCCCACAUACCAGAGCACCAAGGGGAAGAUGAUGGUGGCUGUGGAGGUCUUCUCCAUCUUAAGCUCCAGUGCUGGAUUACUAGGUUGCAUCUUUGCCCCCAAAUGCUAUGUCAUUCUUGUGCAGCCAGAGAAGAACACCAAGAAAACUUUAAAAAAUGCCAAUUCCUGGAUUCAGGAAUAUUCUUAA
Molecule: messenger RNA, 2352 nt
Organism: Monodelphis domestica (gray short-tailed opossum)
Lineage: Eukaryota; Metazoa; Chordata; Mammalia; Didelphimorphia; Didelphidae
Source: RefSeq, a predicted model, not a curated record